This is a messenger RNA of Dalotia coriaria, 1099 nucleotides long. Its product is annotated as glucosamine-6-phosphate isomerase-like. NCBI's taxonomy places the organism in Eukaryota, Metazoa, Arthropoda, Insecta, Coleoptera, Staphylinidae. The record is from RefSeq and is a predicted model, not a curated record. The transcript is spliced from 2 exons. Gene Ontology annotation, molecular function: glucosamine-6-phosphate deaminase activity; identical protein binding. Gene Ontology annotation, biological process: D-glucosamine catabolic process; N-acetylneuraminate catabolic process; carbohydrate metabolic process. Bases 157 to 948 code for a protein of 263 amino acids. Gene Ontology annotation, cellular component: cytoplasm.
UUAGCUUAAGUUAAUGAUAACACAACAUUACUCACUGAUAUACUACCAUAAUAUAAAAACCAACAAUAUUCAAUUCUCACUUCAUUGUUAUACUGCCCAUCAAACGUUAAACGUCAUACGUCAUAUGUCAAUUUAUCCGACUAAAACUUCCAAAAAAUGCAUUUAGUAAUACUAAAAACAUUCCAAGAUGUCUCCCACUGGGCAGCAUCCUACGUAAUGAAGAGAAUCAACGAUUUUCACCCAACCACAGACAACCCAUUUGUCCUAGGAUUACCAACAGGCAGCACCCCACUGGGAAUGUACCAACAAUUGAUAAAAUUCCACCAAGAAGGCCUUCUUUCUUUCAAACACGUUGUGACCUUCAACAUGGAUGAAUACGUCAACCUUCCAAAAUUACACGCGCAGAGUUACCAUCAUUUUAUGUGGACGAAUUUCUUCAAACACAUCGAUAUUAACCCGGAAAACGUGAAUAUACUCAAUGGACUAUCAAAAGAUUUAAAUAAAGAAUGUGAAAAAUACGAGGAGAAAAUCAAAGAAUAUGGCGGAGUGGAAUUAUUCAUUGGUGGAAUAGGUGAACACGGUCACAUGGCAUUCAACGAAGCAGGAAGUUCUUUAACGUCAAGAACAAGAGAGAAAAAACUAGCACAUAAUACAAUCCAAGCAAACUCGAGAUUCUUUGAUAAUAUUGAAGAUGUACCCAAAAGCGCACUUACAGUUGGAGUAGGGACAAUUAUGGACGCCAAAGAGGUUAUGUUAUUAAUAACAGGCGCGAAGAAAGCGUAUGCGUUGUAUAAAACAGUCGAAGAAGGUGUGAGUCACAUGUGGACUGCAUCAGCACUACAAUUGCAUCCGAAAGGUUUGAUUGUUGUUGAUGAGGAUGCAACGAUGGAGCUUAAAGUGAAAACAGUGAAAUAUUUCGAAGGAUUGGAUGAACAUAUGGAAUUUUAGAGGUUAUUUUAGCAUAAUCUAACUUAAAAAUAGUAUUUUUAUCUGUACCUUACUUUCUUCUGGAUAUUUUUGAUGUUUUAAUAGUUCGUCUAUUAUUUGGAAUGGUGACAAAUCUAAAGAAUUAAAGAUAAUAAAAAUCUGUGCAGCCGUU